Messenger RNA from Sitodiplosis mosellana (orange wheat blossom midge), 4006 nucleotides. RefSeq lists its product as uncharacterized. The record is from RefSeq and is a predicted model, not a curated record. NCBI's taxonomy places the organism in Eukaryota, Metazoa, Arthropoda, Insecta, Diptera, Cecidomyiidae. The transcript has 6 exons. Bases 489 to 3743 code for a protein of 1084 amino acids.
CCAAAAUGGAUCACAAACAACAUCGAUAUGAAUAUUUUUGUAAAAUAUUAUCGGUAUUGAGAGACCUUUCAGUGUGUUUAAGCCAAUUCAUAGCAAGCAGCUAAGGGAAAAUGUUGUAUUGUUGUAUCAAAACCGAAACGACACGAAACAUAAGAACAUUUCAUUAGAGUGUUUCGAUCGCUUAUUAUACAUUGCAACGACGUAUGACUUAGUGCAAGCGUGACUUCAACUCUCUAAUAUCGGUAUAGCUAUUUCAGUUAAAAGCAAAUAUACAGAAAGAAGGCAGCGGUCGCGACAAUAGCAGCACCAGCGUGACAUAGGCAAUAAAUAUAGUAAAAACGAGGAAAAUACAUACAUCCACAAAAAAAAAAUACGGAAAGAGAAAAACAACAUUGAAAAUAAGACCCAAAAAUGGAUUGCAGUUCCAUGAAAAAAAAUCGUUUUUAGGCCAUACAAUUUACGAGGGAUUGGUCGAUCGAUCAUCAAAGAUGAAGCGAGCAGCUGAAAUUGCAACCGGUCAACUACAUUCGGAUACAAUGACUAGCGACUUGAGUAUUUUAAGGAAACCAAUCAAGACUGCUGUGAACGGGCUGAAUGAAGCUAGAAAAGCAUUCGAAGAUGGAACUGAAGAGAUCCGAAAAUUACUAUCCAAUGAAUGUGAUAUCAUUUAUGAGUGCAAAGUGUGUCGAAAUAUGUUUCGAAGUUUGGCCAAUUUCAUAAGCCACAAACGAGUCUACUGUAAAACGACAUACUGCUCAUCAUUGCAUCAUAAUUUUCAUAACGAUGGUCAAGGUUUCAGUCAAGAUAUAUCAACAAUUGUGCAAGCGGAAGUGGAUUUUCCUUGUACAGUGAAAAAUAGUAAGAAUAAUGAAAAGGAUUUGAGCAGUAUAGUCGAUCGGCUUAUCAAGCGCGAAGAGGCCAAUCGUUCACUGAAACUCAGUGAUUUUUAUGAACAAGUAAAUAACAAACUAACACAGGAUGAGCUAUUACGAAAGAGACACGUGCUACAAUUGGAUGUGGUGCCUGAAUCGAAUGUUGCCGUCUAUCAAACUGUUAAGGGCCAUGAUGACACUAGCUGUGAUAAUAUCAAAGCUGAGGUUAUCGAAAUAGAGGAUAUAUCAGAUAAGAGCCGCACAGUACUAGGAUUUAAUGGGAAAAUUGUCAGUCCAUCAGAUCUACCCGAAUUUCCAAAUAAUGACGACAAAUUACCUCGACCAUUUGAAUGCGACAUUUGUAACGCUAAGUUUGCAACGGAAAAAAUGCUAAAACUGCACAUCGAAACGAAGCAUAUCACCUCAACGUAUGUUUUCCAGUGCCCGUCGUGUAGUAAAACAUUUUUGCAAGUUGGCCAGGUUAUUCGACAUUUAACGAACGAUCAUAAAAAAUCGAUGCGUCGUGUUAGACUGAUGCGAGAUUCUAUUCUAAAGCGGCGUACACGGAUCGACGAGGUUCAGGUGAAGGGCCCCAGCAGAGAACUAGCUCGCUUACAAACGGACAAAGAACGUGUUGAUUCACAAAAUAAAGCUUGGCUUGAUAAUCUCGAGGACAAUGAAAGCAGCAGCAAAAAUGUUUGCCUAUUCUGUGGCAGACAAUUUGAUCGUAGAGCUGUCUUACUAUCACAUCAUAAGGUUUGUCAACAAAAGAAAAAGCCAAAUACGCGAAUAUCACUGACGAGAAAAGUGGAUCAUAGCCGAACUGGCACAAAUGGCUGGAACGACAGAGAGUACGAUGAUUCAUCAAAUUCGAAUUCACUAGAUGGUGCCUGUAUGGAUGACAACGUGAUGUCAACAUUAAAAGAUAAAUCAAACAAAACGAUAAAGAACGAAUUGGACUUGGACGCCCCCGAAAAUAUCACGACAAGUCGACGAAAAAGGAAUCGAGCGUUGAAAGCAAUUGUCACCGAUGACCCAAUAAACUCAGAUGAUGAAAAAUCGUUGAAUAUAUGUUGGAAUGCCGACGAUACAAUUAAAAUCAAAGAGGAGAAUAUUUCACCGGUCGAUGAUGCACAUUUGUCAGACUCAGGUAGCAAUAAUACGGGUGAUGUUGACACACAGCUCAAAGCCAUCAAAUCAGAAGAUAUACUUUUGGUGAAAGAAGAGAAAAGAACGCGUGCCGCUACCAGCGAAACGACUAAUAGUAAGACGAAAUUGAAACUCACAUCAAGUCACUGCAAAUAUUGUUUCAAAAAGUUUUCGAACGCAAGCAAUCUUCGACGUCAUAUUACAAUGUCACACUUCGGACCGCAAAAGUUUACAUGUAAUUUAUGUACGUUUCAUGCACGCCGUAAGAUCGAUAUGCUAAGCCAUGUGAGAACGAAACAUCAGUUAGGUGGAGAAAGAACAGAUGCUUUCAAAUUUAUUACAGUUAAUGAGGAGCCAGUAGCAAAACCGCCACAAUCAAGUAGUGCGAAUCGCCGUAAGGAAAAGCACACCGAAGUGUUGAGAGAUGAUGAAGAAGAAAUGUUCAUUGAUAGCGAAGCGUUUAUUGUUGAGGACAAUUCUGAACACCUGCUGACAUUGGGUACAUCGAAUGAAAACAGUAAUGCUGACAUGGGAGACAGUUCAACCAAUCAAAUGGAUGAAAUCGUCGACCAGACUGAAUUGAACAAAUUGAACACAAUUUCGAAACGAAAAGGGAGACCGAAAGCAAAAGAUAAAAUGAAAAAUUCAGGGUGGUCACUUUCACCUGGGGAUCAAAAGAUGAAUGAAAAUGAUUCUAUUCCAACCCGACGACCAAUCAGGAAUCGUAUAAUGCCUGUGAAAAAAGAUUUUGUUUACGAUUUAUCGACGCUUUUGAAAAAGGAUUACAAGGACUUUCACGAUGAAAUUCCAAAGCAAACAUUAUCUCCAUCAGCGCAACCCCAGUCACAAGUGGCUCAAGUCACAAGUGACAAAGUCAAAUCUAGAUACGCAUCCCCGACACCAAUCGACAAUAAAACCAAUAAACGUCGACAAACGCUUCCAAACGCUGUGGACUAUGAAAUCGAACCGGAACCAGAACCAGAACCAGAACCAGAACCAAAAGUUGAACUGCCACCACAACCGCAACCAAAUCCGAAAAAUGAAGGCAAUCCAAGCGAUACGGAUGUGAUUAAAGGCGCUGCAGACGCAAUGGCACAACAAGCGGUGUUUUCCAAUCGUGCGGCUGCCAGCAAACCCCCCGAACUACCGGCUGAAAGACCUGUUGCUACACCAAAGCGUCAGUUUGAUUCAAAAGUAAUGAAAGACUGGCCAAUUUUGAAACGACCGCCUACAAUAUAUGAUGGUGUUAAAUCGAAACUGUCCGAUUUUAAAGUACCUGGCCUUAAACGCAAAAAACGAUCUUGUUUGCUCAAGCACUCAAUAAAUACCAACCAUAAAAAUCGUUUACACGACAAACACAAAACUGGUACAAAUGGACAUACUACUAAUAACAGCGGGUUCAAGUGCAAUGAUUCAGACCCAGCAGUUCAAGAGACGGUGAAAAUCUCAUCAAAAUUGGCUAGUAAAAUCCAGCUAAAAUGCGCACAAAUCGAUAGCGAUAAUGCAAUAGAGACCAAACCGGACUCGCAAAGCCCACAAUCAGUCACCUCGACUAAUUCAUUAUCGCCAGCAUCGAAUAAACAGCAAUCAGAUGGGACGAGCACAACACCGCGAAGAAUGACAUUGCUUGAGCGCCUCGCCGAAAAUAAAACAAAAAAACUAAACGAAUCAUUGAGUCGUAUGUCGAUUGCGAACAGUGAUAAUGACUCAGAUGAAGACUAAACGUUAACAUUUUGUUUAAUUCCACUAAGUCCUUUAUAAGUCUACAUUGAAUGUUUUUAACAAGUGAAAAAAGUAAAACUUUUUUUUCUAUUCGUUGCCCAAAAUAAAAGGUUGUUAAGUUUAAAAUAUAAAAAAAUUUAAGCCUAAGAAAAAAAAAUUUAAAUUAAUAGAACGGCUGAACAGAUUGAAAAUGUGUUUCGACUUGGCAUAGAUGUAUCGUGACACAAUAAAAUAAUAAUUCAAAGAACAAAUUUGAAAUAAAA